AAACACGAAAUUCCCGAGAAAAAAGAGAUCUAAGCACACGCGCCGGUAAUGCGGGUGAAUAUUUAUAAGCGCCUCAUAAAUCUGCACACAAUACCCGAUAUUCUCCAUUUGUGAUUCUCCGGUCACGGUUGACGUAAGGUUAUGAACGUAAUCGCUAAUGUUUUAAUCGUUAUUGGCACCUGCCAGGGAUACUCGCUGCCCAGAGGCGGGGAAACCAAUGACGUUGAGCCCGUAAGUAUUCUUCAGGAGAGAUGGUUCAAGCAACCGCUGAACCACUUCGAUAACUCGGACACGCGCACAUUUCAAACUCGUUACUUCGAAGAUUCCGGCCACUAUUCCAACGGAGGGCCCCUGGUUUUGGAAGUGGGCGGUGAAGGCCACCUCGACCCGAACGUUCUAAGACUGGGGCAGAGCUAUGAGUUCUCCAAGGAGGUCGGUGGACGGUUUCUCGCCUUGGAGCACCGGUACUACGGCAAAAGUUCGCCCUUUACGAACUUGACCGCCGAAAAUUUGAGGUACCUCUCCGUGGCGCAAACCUUGGAGGACUUGGCCAAUUUCGUUGAUACCAUCCGAAAGUCUGCACCUAAGAACUGCAAGGUGGUUGCGUUUGGCUGCUCGUACUCGGCCUCUUUGGCGACGUGGUUCAGAUAUAAAUAUCCACAUUUGGUAGACGCGGUUUGGGCGAGCAGCGCCCCGUUGCGAGCCGUUUCCGACUUCUACGAGUACCUGGAGGUCGCUGGCGAGGUAUACUCGAAUGUCAGCGGAAUCUGUUACAACAAAAUCCGCGACGGUUACACUGAAAUAAAACGGCGGCUCUCAACGCCUUCGGGUCGAGAAGAAGUGGUGAAGGCCCUCGAGAACUGGAGCUGCGGCGAUCCGGCCGAAAUGAACAACAGUGUUAUUUUGAGCAACAUCAGAUACGUAGUCGCCGAUCACAAUAUUCCACCGGAUCACGGCAUCAGCAGCUGUCACAUUUUUCAAAACGUCACGAACGCCUUUCAAGCCAUGAUACUCUUCCUCAAGGCGAAAUCGGCCGAGGUCUGCUCGGAGGAAGACACCUCCUACCCAAACGACGAAGUGGCAUGGACCUACCAAACCUGUACGGAAUUUGGAUUCAGCAUAACGCUGAGUUCGCCCAAGCAACCAUUCCACGACUCCCUCUCGGUAAUCGACAGCGAUCUGAAGAGUUGCUCGACGGAAUUCGGAGAGCAGUUCAACAAAGAGCUGUUGAAGAAAGGUAUCGAUCGAAUUAACCGACGGUACGCGUCGCAAGACAUCGACGUGACGAAGGUGCUGAGCGUCCACGGUGCCCAGGAUCCGUGGCAUAAGCUGGGACUUUACCAAGAGCGCAACGGCGAGGCGCCCGUUAUCGUAAUUCCCGGGGUCUCGCACUGUGCCGACCAGCUUUCACAAGACGGCGAACCUCCUCAGCUUGUAGAGGCCCGUGGGAGGGCGAAGUCGAUCGUCAAACAAUGGCUGAAAUAAUUAUAAAGUUUUUUUUAAAUAUAAAUCGCCUGUUAUGGCCGUGAUGUUCGCGCGUUUGUAGCCAUUAGACCUCUAUCUUAAAAAUUGCGCAGCGAUAAAAUAUCAAAUCUUCGCUGGAACGGGAUUUGCGAUUAUCUUACGCUACACUUUGCAGAAACACAAAAGGUCGACUCUCUUGACCUAUAACGAAUGGUCCCUGACCCUGGCACUCACUUUUAUAAUAAUAAAAAACGUUUUCCUGGUAGCCAGUAAACAUUUAUCACACGUUAAUCAAGUACUUCGUGAAAUAAGAACAGGCACAUUAUAUUCUCCUGUUUAGCAGCAAAUGGUGUAUGGGAACCUUAGAAAAAGACCUCAUGUAUUAUGUUUCGGCAGGCCAUUUCUGAAAAUAGUUUGGUGUAAUUUGGAAACAAAAAUUGAAAUGACACCGAUAAACGGUAAAUGGUAUGACCUUAUAUGGAUCUCACGGUGUCCCAAAAGAGUGUGUCCUGUGGGUCAAACUACUUUAUAAAGCAUGCAUACGCGAUUUUGCCAUUUAAUGUGUAAGAAUAUGUGUACCAAAUUUAGUUCCAAUUGAUUUAACGCUCCGUGAAAGAAAAUUGAUAGCGGCACCAUAGUGUAAAAUUACAAAGCGAUAAUAUUUAAACAAGAAUUACGCAUUUACAAACAAAUCACAAACACUGAAUUUUGUAUUCACUCUGUUCUUAUUUCGUAAAUAAAUCCCGAGAUUUACUUCA
Molecule: messenger RNA, 2222 nt
Organism: Photinus pyralis (common eastern firefly)
Lineage: Eukaryota; Metazoa; Arthropoda; Insecta; Coleoptera; Lampyridae
Product: putative serine protease K12H4.7
Exons: 9
Coding region: 142-1485 (447 amino acids)
Biological process (GO): proteolysis
Molecular function (GO): serine-type exopeptidase activity; dipeptidyl-peptidase activity
Source: RefSeq, a predicted model, not a curated record